Messenger RNA from Drosophila yakuba, 6489 nucleotides. RefSeq names its product serine/threonine-protein phosphatase 6 regulatory ankyrin repeat subunit A (gene nompC). The transcript is spliced from 16 exons. Gene Ontology annotation, molecular function: calcium channel activity; protein binding. Gene Ontology annotation, cellular component: glycosylphosphatidylinositol-N-acetylglucosaminyltransferase (GPI-GnT) complex; membrane. Gene Ontology annotation, biological process: GPI anchor biosynthetic process; calcium ion transmembrane transport. Bases 565 to 5901 code for a protein of 1778 amino acids. The record is from RefSeq and is a predicted model, not a curated record. Lineage: Eukaryota; Metazoa; Arthropoda; Insecta; Diptera; Drosophilidae.
UCUCGUGGCUCCGAAAGGGGAAAAAAUAGUAGGCAAUCAGAAAUCCAGAGUUGAAGUUGGGGACUCUUUUGGCCAAAAAUAAUAAAGGGGGCACCGCCGUUAACGCACACGCAACCGAAGCCAUAAAGGGGCUAAACAUAUAAAUUUGUGUAGUAAAAGUGAAGAAAGCGAAAGAAUCAAAGUGGAAUAAUAGCGAGUGUUUUUCGGUUUGCUAGUGUGUGUGUCAGUGUGUGAUUCCUAGUGUGUCUGUUGCUGUUGCUGUUGCCAAUGAAAAUGCAAAUUGUUGGUAACAAAUAUUGGUAAAAUGCGGAGGCCGUAGGAAUUUGUGCAAUGCGAGUGCGAAGUGAAGGAGCCCGAAACUAUGCAGCUAAAAACAUCAUGCCAUCAUACCCCGCAUCGAAUCAAUAAUAAUACAAUAACCCAAACGUAUUACACGGAUAAUGGCAGCAUAAACCAGUUAACAUCCGACAGUGUUUCCGCAUAACCAUCUCCGCACCCAGCCCUUCGAGAAAUCCCCAUGAUCAGCGGAGGAUUGUGGAGCAGUAACUAGCGCGGGAUACCAGGAUGUCGCAGCCGCGCGGAGGGCGUGGCGGUGGGCGUGGCGGCGGAGUGGGCCGCAAAACCCCCUCCUCGCUGACCGGUGCGCCGGAUGAGUCGGCCACGCCCAGCGAACGGGCUACGCCCGCCAGCAAAGCGGACUCCGAUCCCAAGGACGACAGCUCGAGCAAUGGCGACAAGAAGGACAUGGAUCUGUUUCCGGCCCCCAAGCCGCCGAGUGCCGGCGCCUCCAUUCGGGAUACGGCGAACAAGGUCCUCGGAUUGGCCAUGAAAAGCGAGUGGACGCCCAUCGAGGCGGAGCUCAAGAAGCUGGAGAAGUAUGUGGCCAAUGUGGGCGAGGAUGGCAAUCACAUACCGCUGGCCGGCGUUCACGACAUGAAUACCGGCAUGACGCCGCUGAUGUACGCAACCAAGGACAAUAAGACGGCCAUAAUGGAUCGCAUGAUUGAGCUGGGCGCCGAUGUGGGAGCCCGCAAUAAUGAUAAUUAUAAUGUGCUACACAUUGCCGCAAUGUAUUCGCGUGAGGAUGUCGUCAAAUUGUUGCUAACAAAACGCGGCGUGGAUCCCUUCUCCACCGGUGGCUCGCGUUCCCAGACGGCGGUGCAUCUGGUGUCCAGUCGACAAACUGGAACUGCAACUAAUAUCCUGCGCGCUCUGCUCGCAGCUGCUGGCAAGGAUAUCCGCUUGAAGGCGGACGGCCGUGGCAAAAUACCAUUGCUCCUGGCCGUGGAGUCGGGCAAUCAGUCCAUGUGCAGGGAGCUCCUGGCUGCCCAAACAGCGGAGCAACUCAAGGCAACGACGGCUAAUGGAGACACGGCCUUGCAUUUGGCCGCCAGACGGCGGGACGUGGACAUGGUCCGCAUCCUGGUCGAUUACGGAACGAAUGUGGACACGCAGAAUGGGGAGGGCCAGACGCCACUCCACAUCGCGGCGGCCGAAGGCGAUGAGGCACUACUCAAGUACUUCUAUGGCGUGCGCGCCUCAGCGUCCAUUGCGGACAAUCAAGAUCGCACUCCGAUGCACUUGGCCGCCGAGAAUGGGCACGCGCACGUCAUCGAGAUACUGGCCGACAAGUUCAAGGCGAGCAUCUUCGAGCGCACCAAGGAUGGCAGCACGCUGAUGCACAUUGCGUCACUCAACGGUCAUGCUGAGUGCGCCACGAUGCUCUUCAAGAAGGGCGUCUACCUCCACAUGCCCAACAAGGAUGGAGCCCGGAGUAUUCACACCGCCGCCGCCUAUGGUCACACGGGGAUCAUCAACACGCUGCUGCAGAAGGGCGAAAAAGUGGAUGUGACCACCAAUGAUAACUACACCGCUCUGCACAUAGCCGUGGAGUCGGCCAAGCCCGCCGUUGUGGAAACCCUUUUGGGAUUCGGAGCAGAUGUCCAUGUGCGUGGAGGAAAGCUACGUGAGACUCCCCUGCACAUUGCGGCGCGAGUGAAGGAUGGCGAUAGGUGUGCCCUCAUGCUGCUAAAGUCGGGAGCCAGUCCAAAUUUGACCACGGACGACUGUCUGACCCCCGUUCACGUGGCGGCCCGUCAUGGCAAUUUGGCCACGUUGAUGCAACUGCUCGAGGACGAAGGCGAUCCGCUGUACAAAUCUAAUACUGGAGAGACACCCCUGCACAUGGCCUGUCGAGCCUGCCAUCCGGAUAUCGUGCGCCAUCUAAUCGAGACGGUGAAGGAGAAACACGGUCCGGAUAAGGCCACCACCUAUAUAAACUCGGUCAACGAGGACGGCGCCACGGCGUUGCAUUACACCUGCCAAAUCACCAAGGAGGAGGUUAAGAUUCCCGAAUCCGACAAGCAGAUCGUUCGCAUGCUCCUCGAGAAUGGUGCGGAUGUCACGUUGCAAACGAAAACUGCCUUGGAGACCGCCUUCCACUAUUGCGCCGUGGCUGGCAACAAUGAUGUGCUGAUGGAGAUGAUCUCACACAUGAAUCCCACAGACAUCCAGAAGGCCAUGAACCGGCAAUCGUCGGUGGGCUGGACUCCGCUGUUGAUUGCCUGCCAUCGAGGGCACAUGGAGCUGGUCAAUAAUCUCCUGGCGAAUCACGCUCGAGUGGAUGUCUUCGAUACGGAGGGAAGGUCUGCCUUGCAUUUGGCUGCUGAGCGAGGUUACCUGCAUGUGUGUGAUGCCCUGCUGACCAACAAGGCUUUCAUUAACUCCAAGUCGCGCGUGGGACGCACCGCACUCCAUCUGGCAGCCAUGAAUGGGUUUACGCACCUGGUGAAAUUCCUGAUCAAGGAUCACAAUGCGGUUAUCGAUAUUCUAACGUUGCGAAAGCAAACGCCGCUCCAUUUGGCGGCAGCCAGCGGGCAGAUGGAAGUCUGUCAGCUGCUCCUCGAGCUGGGCGCCAAUAUCGAUGCGACGGACGAUCUGGGCCAGAAGCCCAUCCAUGUCGCCGCCCAGAACAACUACUCUGAAGUGGCCAAACUCUUCCUGCAGCAGCAUCCGUCCCUAGUGAAUGCCACCAGCAAGGAUGGCAACACCUGUGCCCACAUUGCCGCCAUGCAGGGAUCCGUCAAGGUGAUCGAGGAGCUGAUGAAGUUCGAUCGAUCGGGUGUGAUUUCGGCGCGGAACAAACUCACGGAUGCCACGCCCCUUCAGCUGGCCGCCGAGGGCGGACAUGCGGAUGUGGUGAAGGCUCUGGUGCGAGCUGGUGCCUCCUGCACGGAGGAGAACAAGGCGGGAUUCACCGCCGUCCAUUUGGCGGCACAGAAUGGCCAUGGACAGGUCUUGGAUGUGCUGAAGAGCACCAACUCCCUGAGGAUCAAUAGCAAAAAGUUGGGUCUGACGCCGCUACACGUGGCUGCCUACUACGGACAGGCGGAUACCGUGCGGGAAUUGCUGACCAGUGUUCCCGCCACCGUCAAGUCGGAAACUCCAACGGGACAAAGUUUGUUUGGGGAUCUGGGCACGGAGUCGGGUAUGACGCCACUGCACUUGGCGGCCUUCUCCGGCAACGAGAACGUGGUGCGAUUGCUUCUCAACUCUGCGGGUGUCCAAGUGGAUGCGGCGACCAUCGAGAACGGCUAUAAUCCACUCCAUUUGGCUUGCUUCGGUGGUCACAUGUCAGUGGUCGGUUUGCUCCUAAGUCGGUCGGCGGAACUCCUCCAAUCGCAGGAUCGUAACGGCAGGACGGGCCUGCAUAUCGCCGCCAUGCAUGGCCACAUCCAGAUGGUGGAGAUUCUGCUCGGCCAGGGCGCGGAGAUCAACGCAACCGAUCGGAACGGUUGGACGCCACUGCAUUGUGCUGCCAAAGCUGGCCACUUGGAGGUGGUGAAGUUGCUGUGCGAGGCGGGUGCCUCCCCAAAAUCGGAGACCAACUACGGUUGCGCCGCCAUUUGGUUCGCCGCCUCCGAGGGACACAACGAGGUACUGCGGUAUCUGAUGAACAAGGAGCACGACACCUACGGCCUGAUGGAGGACAAGCGAUUCGUGUACAACCUGAUGGUGGUAUCCAAGAAUCACAACAACAAGCCCAUCCAGGAGUUUGUCCUGGUAUCACCGGCGCCCGUGGAUACGGCUGCCAAGCUGUCCAACAUCUACAUAGUACUCUCCACGAAGGAAAAAGAGCGCGCCAAGGAUCUGGUAGCAGCUGGCAAACAGUGCGAGGCCAUGGCCACGGAGCUCUUGGCCCUGGCAGCUGGCUCAGAUUCCGCCGGAAAGAUCCUUCAAGCCACCGAUAAGCGGAACGUGGAGUUUCUCGACGUCCUCAUCGAAAACGAGCAGAAGGAAGUGAUUGCCCACACGGUGGUGCAGCGAUACUUGCAAGAACUCUGGCACGGCUCACUGACGUGGGCCUCCUGGAAGAUCCUGCUGCUGCUCGUGGCCUUCAUAGUCUGCCCACCGGUGUGGAUUGGAUUUACCUUCCCGAUGGGUCACAAGUUCAACAAGGUGCCCAUCAUCAAGUUCAUGUCGUACCUAACCUCUCACAUUUACCUCAUGAUCCACCUGAGCAUCGUGGGCAUAACGCCCAUUUACCCGGUGCUCCGAUUGAGUUUGGUGCCCUACUGGUACGAGGUGGGUCUUCUGAUCUGGCUGAGUGGACUGCUGCUCUUCGAGCUGACCAAUCCGUCGGAUAAGUCGGGACUGGGAUCGAUAAAGGUGCUGGUGCUGCUGCUCGGCAUGGCCGGAGUGGGUGUCCAUGUGUCGGCAUUUCUAUUCGUCUCCAAGGAGUACUGGCCAACUUUGGUAUAUUGCCGAAAUCAGUGCUUCGCGUUGGCCUUCCUGCUGGCCUGCGUGCAGAUUCUGGACUUCUUGUCCUUCCACCACCUCUUCGGACCCUGGGCCAUCAUCAUUGGGGAUCUGCUAAAGGAUCUCGCGCGGUUUUUGGCCGUCCUGGCCAUCUUUGUGUUUGGCUUUUCCAUGCACAUUGUGGCUCUGAAUCAGAGCUUUGCCAACUUUUCGCCCGAGGAUCUGCGCAGCUUCGAGAAGAAGAACCGAAAUAGAGGCUACUUCAGUGACGAUGACAUGCCCACCCCUCGUCCUCCGCCGGUGGAGAAUUAUGUCGAUAGUCGCUUCAGCGAAUUCCGACGCAAGCACAAGGACGACCGACCCAUGACGCCCUUUCUGGCUUUCGAGCGACUCUUCUUCGCGGUCUUCGGACAGACGACCACCCUGGACAUCAAUCCCAUGCGACACUUGCGUCCCGAGUGGACCGAGGUGCUCUUCAAAUUUGUGUUUGGCAUCUACUUGUUGGUGUCUGUGGUUGUACUCAUUAACCUGCUAAUUGCCAUGAUGUCGGAUACUUAUCAGCGCAUUCAGGCCCAAUCCGACAUCGAGUGGAAAUUUGGCUUGUCCAAGCUUAUACGCAAUAUGCAUCGCACCACAACAGCGCCAUCGCCGCUUAAUUUAGUUACCACCUGGUUUAUGUGGAUCGUCGAGAAGGUCAAGACUCGGUGGCCCUGUCGCAGGUCCAUCUAUCGCCCCUGGGAUCACAGGCCAGCUUCUCGCAGGCCAAUCAGAAUCGCAUCGAGAACGUGGCCGACUGGGAGGCGAUUGCCAAAAAGUACCGGGCACUGGUGGGCGACGAGGAGGGCGGAUCCCUCAAGGACUCGGAUGCGGAAAGUGGAUCGCAGGAGGGCAGCGGAGCACCCCAGCCACCGGCACAGGUGGGCAGACGAGCCAUCAAGGCCACGCUGGCAAACACUACAGAAUAGACACACAGAAACGACACAGAAAUACCCGAAAACCCAGAAAAACAGCUUCGGAUGGUUAAUUAACUACGUUUUGAUUGCAGGUCUAAGCUUCACCUAUCUCUUCAAACUAUCCUUCCUGACUAUCCCUAUCUCUUCUCGACUAUCCAAGCGUCUGUCCUUCUGUAACUCUAAGAUCUAAUCCUAAGAACCCCUAUGCCUAAGCUGCACCUUGGGUAUGGUUUUUCCACAGACUCUGGUUUACUUAAAAUUACUUUCUUUUUGGUACAACUGGAGGUAUGGGAAAACCAAACCGAAUUCCUUAAGUUAAGCCUUCACUUCCUAAACUAAUUUUAGCUAGAAUAUUGAAAUUGUUUUGUGUAACCUUUGAUGCGCCAGCUGGUUGUUUAUUUUGAUAUGAUUUUCUGUCGGAGAUUUCUACGAUAAGCGAAACAACAAAAAGAGUUUUCCAUGUUCGAGUAUUUUGAAGUAAGUAAGUUAAUUCGUCCUUUUUGGACCCACUUUGCCUUACAAUUUUUAAAACCAACUCCUAGCAUUUUGUAUUAAGCUAAUGAUUGCGACAUUGAUCGAUCGACCAUAUCGUUAAUAAUGAUUGUCUUAGAUGUUAAGUAAAUCUAUCUGUAGCUUCUUGCGAAGCUGAUGGCAACUGGUUUUAUAUAAAUAUCGCAUAAUCUCAUUGUUUUCCGGUAAUUGUCAAGUAGCUACAUCCACUCUACUUACUAAGCUUUGAUUCAUUUUUAUAACAAAUGAGCGCCUAAAAAUUGUUAAU